Molecule: messenger RNA, 4461 nt
Organism: Culicoides brevitarsis
Lineage: Eukaryota; Metazoa; Arthropoda; Insecta; Diptera; Ceratopogonidae
Exons: 6
Coding region: 474-4238 (1254 amino acids)
Biological process (GO): positive regulation of kinase activity; cell surface receptor protein tyrosine kinase signaling pathway; multicellular organism development
Cellular component (GO): plasma membrane; signaling receptor complex
Molecular function (GO): ATP binding; transmembrane receptor protein tyrosine kinase activity
Source: RefSeq, a predicted model, not a curated record
UGCUGAUAAUGGCGAUUCAUUCAUAGUAAAAGAGGAAAUAAAAAUGUCAUUUAUUGAAAAAAUAUCAAUGAAAAGCUAGAAAAAUGCAAUAAAAUGUAAUAAAAAAAUAAUAGUUUUUAAAUUGAAAAGUAAUACGAUAAAAACAAAUUCAUUUAAUUCAUGACGUCAAAAUUCUGAGUAAAUGGAUCAAGAAAAAUUGCAUUGCCUAAGGUUCUGAGUGAAAAUGAAAUAAAAUGUUGCCGAUAAAAUUUUGAAAUAUUUUAUCGACGUAAAAACGCAAAUAAAUUAAAUAAAUAAAAAAAACCAGAAACAUUGACAGACGAGAACGACGCAGAUCAUCAGGCAGUUUAAAAAAAAAUACGCAACGUGUGAAAGAGAGAAAGCAAGAGGAAGUAAAAAUGCAUUUAAAUUAAUCUAAAAAAAUCGGUAAAACGCCAAAAACAAAAAUCAUCAGUAUACGUAAAAAAAGAAAAAUGUUGAGACUGAAGACGAAUUUAACUCGGAAUAGUAUUCCAACCUUGUUUUGUCUACUGAUUGUUUUAAUCGACGUCAUCCUUGCCAGCCAUGGUAAUACUAACAAUACAAUAAUUACAAAUAAUUUUAAUAGACUAAAAAAUAAAAAUUUACAAAACGAUCAAACAGUGACUGAUAAAUAUAAAUUAUCGCCCGAGCUGCAAAAAUGUAGUAAAUUGUUAAAUGGGAAAGACAUUUUUGUGGUUCCCUUUACGCCAACUGACGAUCCGCUGAUCAUCAAAGUGUCUGAAAAUGUUCAAGAUAAAAUAAUUGCCCACAUCUUUGCUCUAGCAUGCAACUUGAUGGGUCACCAAAACAUCAAACUGGACAUUAUACCGCCAUCGAGCAACGACAAAAGCGCUCUCGAACACAUGGAAUUCGAAGAGGUUUUUAACAAAGAACAGAAAAGAACGUACAGACUCUUUGUGGGCUUGAGUUUGAAAUAUCCUUCAGAUUAUCAAAGACAAUAUUAUGGGAUUUAUAAUUUAGGACCCCUAACGAAAAUGGGACGUUAUGUUUUGUAUUUUGUAUCGCAAAAUAACCCGCCUGACAGGGAGUUCCAAUGGGAUGUCUUGCAAUCCAAUAAUCAUGAAAUGAACGAAAACCUCACAAAAAUACUAAAAAUUAACCAAAUUAACAACAAUACGGAAAAUUGUGAGAAAAACUGCUCGAUAAUCAUUGCCCAACACAUAAAUGAGACGAAAUUCAUCAUCAAAUAUAUUAAAUUUUAUCAAAUAAGAGCGAAAGUUUUUUGGUUAGGAGCGAAUUUCAAAAGAAUAUUGAAGGAACUACUCACUGACCCCAACAACGAGUUCUUCGUGCUGCAUUGGGAUCCAUCAGAUAUCACAAAAGUAGUUCUAGAUUCCGUUGGAACUCCCGUACGGAUGCCUCCAUGCAACAAUUGGACCAAAUCUCCUUCAAAAGUUAAUCUCGAUUGCGUUUUCACCGAAAUUUCUAUGAACAAAUUUGUUCCAAAAACGGUGGCACAAAAUCAUGAUCUGAUGUUUUAUCUCCAAAAUAAAUUCAAAUUUACGGAAACGGAAUAUUUGGACCUGAUUACGGCAUUUGAGGCACAAAAUAAGUCUAUUCAUGAAUUUGCGUGCGAUUGGAUGACCGAUCAUGUAGAUUUUCAUCCAAGUCCAACAGAAUCAGUUAAUUUCAAAAUAAAAUUUGAGCUGAUGACGCGUGAUGGCCACAAAAAUGAUUCAAUUGUCGUUGCAGCGGAACUUGCGAAAAAUGACACCGAAAAGUUUCUACAAAAAUGCUAUUUGGAGCCUCUUUCUUCCGUUAGUUUCACGAAUGAUGACACAAUAAUGCUAGCACGAAGGUUUGUGGAUGAUAAAUAUCCCAUCAUCGUUGGGCCAACUAGAACAUCGGAAAUUCAGAAUCUUGCAGUUUUCACCAAACUAUACAAAAUACCGUUCGUGACGUAUACACCAGACAUUGGAUUAGAUCCCAACAGAUACCCACAACACUUUCAAACUGGAGCAGACAAUAGAAUCUACGUGAAGAUCAUUUUGGAGCUCAUGCGACAGUUCAAGUGGCAUCAAAUGGCCGUAAUUACAGAAGUUGGAGAGCCACACACGAAAUAUUUGGCUGAAAUGAAGCGGCAAUUCAGUCGUCAUGGGUACAGUUUGCUUGAAAAUUCGUUCAAAAGCGCAAACGACACGGAUAUUGGAGCAAUCCUUGCUAAUAUACAAGAAAAUGAUUACAAAAUAAUUUUCAUCGAUGUCGAACCGGAAUAUUUCAUGAAAAUCAUAAAAUUGGUAAAAAAUGACACUAAGUACUUGGAAUUUUUUGACAAAAGUUGCGUUUUUAUCACCACCAUCAACCUCCUGGAGCUUCGAGAUAUCUCUGAUCACAAGGCCAAAUUACUUCAAGGGACUCUUUCCAUUCUUCCUGCUACUUUUGAUACAACUCCAAACAAAUUUUUAACGUUACAUCCAAAUAAAACGGCUACUGACUGGCGACGCGACUUCAUAAAACGCCCAGAAUCGAAUAAUUCUGUGUUUCAAGCGUAUUCGGUAUACAGUGGAUACGUAUACGAUGCCGUGAUAGCUAUUGGCUUAGCUCUUCAAGAGAUUGAAAAGAAUUAUCGUCAUGCUUUAGCACCAAUUCGGAAAAUGGAGGACUUGACAUCCGUUCUAAUUGAAGUUUUGAGGACUAAAGUCAACUUUUACGGACAAACGGGACUCAAUAAUAUGCGGAAAAAGGACAUUAAUUUCGAAAUUUCUCAAUUUUGGGAUAGAAAAUACGAAAAAAGUGUAAUUUUUGACCACGUGACUGGCAAAAUAUCUGGAAAUGUAGGGAAUUUUCGAUGGCAAGGUGGUUUUGUUCCACAAGAUCAAACUUAUUGUGCUUUUGGAGUUCCUUGCAAACAUAUGUCGACGGUGAUUUUUAUCAUUGUUGCAUGUUGUGUGGUUAUCCUGCUGCCAUUGAUCUUCUUCUUGUACUUUAAACAAAAUUACAAACGAAAAAUCGAGGAGGCGAAAGAGAAUUUCAGACAAAAAGUGAAAGAAUUUGAUCUCGCAUCGUAUGAAAUCUCGCCGUCUGACGUGGAAAUCGUGGAAAGGAUCGGAAAAGGACAUUAUGCUGAAGUUUAUCUUGGAAGAUGUCGAUUUGAGAACGAAACACAAAAAGUAGCUGUAAAAAAGUUGAAAAACGAGACGAACCGGUUUUUCAGAGAAUUCUUCUACGAAAUGUACAUUUUGAAAAAUAUCAAUCACGAAAAUAUCGUGAAAUUUUUCGGAUUUUACUUUGAAGAAAGACUUCAUAUCGUGCUGGAGUACUUGAAAUUGGACAAUUUGAAGGCAUAUCUGAAGAAAUAUAAAUAUCUCCUAUUUGACGAUUAUAUUCACUGCGAAACCUCGCCAAGUCGUCUAACAAGUUUUGCGAAAGAUGUUGCCAGUGCGCUUUGCUAUCUCGAAACAUGCAACGUCGUGCAUCGCGAUCUUGCAGCGCGAAAUGUGCUUCUAAGUCCCGCCCACGAUCGAAUAAUCGCAAAAAUCAGCGAUUUUGGUCUCGCUGUCAACAUCAGCAACCAAACAAAUUACAUCCCACGUGACCCAAAUUUGUAUCCGUCGCUUCCGAUGCGUAUCAUGUCACCGGAAUCGGUGCAAAGCCGGAUUUACACUGCCAAAAGUGACAUUUGGUCGUUCGGCGUCUUGCUUUUCGAAAUCACCACUUUCGGUGCCUUGCCAUAUGCCGAAGUGCCCGACACCGAACUCGAGCGCUACAUUACCGAUGCGAAACCGCUCAAUUUGCCGCCAAAUAUCUCGGAUGAUCUCCGUGCGUUGAUUGAAAAGUGUUUGCAACGCGAUCCCGAAAGACGACCGUCGGCUGCGGACAUUGUGGAUGAACUUACGCGUUCUCCCAAAAUCUUGAGUGCGAGUGUCGAUGAAAAUGAUGCAACGGCGAGAGAUAGUUCGUCAGAUCCAUAUCGGUCGGAUACGGGAUACGGCACCGCGUCGACUAGCGGAAGUCAGAGACGUCCUCGCACUAUUACUUAUAGUUCUGUUGCCACGUCGGAAUGUGGUUCGGACACGUUGAUUCCCACCACAGUUGUGUCGGCAGGCUCAUACAUUCCAUAUAACUCGAUUAUUUCGGGAAAUUAUCACAUUGCGCCGAUGAUAACGAGCAAUCCAGAGUACUAUCUGCAAAUGAAUCCAAUAACCAGUAGAACGGAGACGAGCUCUGACCUAAAUAUCAAUGAAGAAAUAUUGUAGCCUAAUUUUAUCGUUUUUUAAAAUUUUCUAAAUAUUUAAAUAGUGUAGUUAAGGCCGAUUUAAAUGAAAUCCCAAAGGUUUUUUUUUCAAAAUUUGCCAAACUUGGGAGGCAGAAAAAAUUAAUGUUCAAAAAGAUCAUUUUUUUUUUGAGUUUUUGUCAUUUUUUUAAUGAAGCGACUAGGUUUUAUACUUUAACUGUUUAUCGCAUUAGAAUUUUGAUAAA